Molecule: messenger RNA, 1856 nt
Organism: Sinocyclocheilus rhinocerous
Lineage: Eukaryota; Metazoa; Chordata; Actinopteri; Cypriniformes; Cyprinidae
Product: transcription factor Dp-1-like
Exons: 12
Coding region: 185-1405 (406 amino acids)
Biological process (GO): regulation of cell cycle; regulation of transcription by RNA polymerase II
Cellular component (GO): nucleus; transcription regulator complex
Molecular function (GO): RNA polymerase II transcription regulatory region sequence-specific DNA binding; DNA-binding transcription factor activity, RNA polymerase II-specific
Source: RefSeq, a predicted model, not a curated record
UCUUUGUUUCCUGUUUGAGAGAUGGGCUUCAGACCUCCUCUUCCUCUGUCCUCUUGCUAACUGGCUAUGCCAACAAAAACAGCACCUAAGAAGGCAAAGGGCUUCAGGACUAGACAUUUUGUUGUGGAAUUUUGGCUCAGGUUUUUCAUCUAGACCAAGCAUCUAUUCCUCAGCCCCAGGGAUCAUGGCCAAAGAUGCUGGUCUGAUUGAGGCCAAUGGGGAGUUGAAGGUUUUCAUUGAUCAGAACUUGAGCCCUGGCAAAGGUGUGCUGUCUUUAGUAACAGUGCAUCCACAGUCAGUGGCUGUUGGAAAACACCUGUUGCCAAAAACACUGGGCCCUUCCAACGUGAAUAUCGCACCACACAUGGUCAUUAGCACACCUCAGAGGCCCAGUGGCUCCAAUGUAAUCCUAAUGAACAGCCCACACACACCCAGCUCUCAGUUUAUCACCCAGAGUCAACCAUCGGAAGCCUCUCCGUGGUCCUCGGGAAAGAGGGGUAAGAAGGGGGAGAAGAACGGGAAAGGCCUCAGACAUUUCUCGAUGAAGGUUUGCGAAAAGGUCCAGCGGAAGGGUGUCACAACCUACAACGAGGUUGCUGAUGAGCUUGUGGCUGAAUUCAGCUCUGGUGAUAAUCAUAUCUCCCCUAAUGAUGCGCAUGUGUAUGACCAGAAGAACAUUCGACGGCGUGUGUACGAUGCACUCAAUGUGCUGAUGGCCAUGAACAUCAUCUCCAAAGAGAAGAAAGAGAUCAAAUGGAUUGGCCUGCCUACAAAUUCUGCUCAGGAGUGCCAGAACCUGGAGGUGGAGAGGCAAAGACGUUUGGAGAGAAUCAAACAAAAACAGUCGCAACUUCAGGAACUCAUUUUACAGCAAAUUGCCUUCAAGAAGCUUGUACAGCGGAACCGCCAGAGAGAACAACAGACGAAAAGGCCCCCACUUGCCAACUCGGUCAUUCACUUGCCAUUUAUUAUCGUAAACACCAGCAAGAAAACAGUCAUUGACUGCAGCAUCUCCAAUGACAAGUUUGAGUACCUCUUCAACUUCGAUAGCAUGUUUGAGAUUCAUGAUGACAUAGAGGUGUUGAAGCGCAUGGGCAUGGCUUGUGGUCUCGAGGUGGGCAAGUGCUCUGCUGAGGACCUGAAGACUGCCAGAAGCUUGGUGCCCAAAGCACUGGAGCCCUAUGUCACAGAAAUGGCACAGGGACCUAUCAGUAAUGUCUACAUGACAGGGGAUUUUUCUGCUAAUGGAGGCCGCUAUCAUGUUGGGAGUGACGGUGGGGCAGACGGCACGAUGGCCUCUAGUUCAAAUGACUCCCACUACAGCGGCUCUCGGGUGGAGACUCCCGUCUCUUACAUGGGCGAUGACGACGAUGAUGAAUUUGACGAAAACGAUGACGAGGACUAAGCCCAGUUCUCGUUCAGCCUGUCCAUCGUGCACAAGUUCUUCCAGCUGCCAUAUCUGAGGAUUGAUCAACCACAUCGUUCUUUUUCCUCUUCUGCAACUCACCGUUUCUUUCACUCUCUGUCUGAGAAGGGCAUUGAAGAACAUGGGCUUUAAUAGGAUGAGUUGUUUUCAUCCUCGUCUUUCUGAGCUCAGGACAAGCCACAUCAUCACAGGCUGUGCGCUUUACCUGCUGGGAAUUAUAGUUUUCAGCUGAAGGACUUUGCUGAAGUUUAGAGGUGUCACUUUAUUUUCUGUCGCAGUGUUCCUACUGGAUGUUAUCCGCUCUGAUCUGCGUGACCCUCUGGAACGUUCCCUCCUGAAGAAAACACCAGCCUUGCGUGCUGUUGGAAAAUGUUGUGUGAUCUCUGUGUGAAGUAGUUCUCUUCAGUUUUUGAAUGAUCUUUUUAUUUUU